AUGCAUUGCUUCAUUUUGUGUGUCUCGAUAGCUGGCCUGAUCAGCGCCGUCUCGGGUUCCAAUUGCUCGAAUCCAACAGCACGUAUAGAGAACGGAUUAGUCAUAGGAACGACAACUAGCCUACCAGCUGCCAGUGCGACAGUCAACAAGUUCCUGGGAAUACCAUUUGCUCAAUCACCGCCUGAGCGGUUCUCGCCUCCAAGAGCAGCACCUUACGUGCCUACUAUCAAUGCCACAGCUUGGAAGCCGGCAUGUAUUCAACAGUUCACAUAUCCUCUGGCUUCUCAACAGUUCACCGAACUAGUGUUCAACAACCCUCCCCCUCAGGAAUCUGAAGAUUGCUUGUACCUAAACGUGUAUGCACCUGCUACACAACCCGAAGAUAGAAAGGGACGUGCUGUUAUGUUCUGGAUCUAUGGUGGAUCUCUCCAGUUUGGUAAUGCUGGACAGCCCACUUACGACGGAAGUCAUUUUGCUGGUUACGAAGACGUGAUAGUUGUGACCACAAAUUAUCGAACAAACGUGUUCGGCUUCCCAAGCUCUCCAGAGUUACCACUUUCAGGACACAACCUUGGUUUCCUAGACCAGCGUUUUGCUUUGGAAUGGGUGCAACGCAACAUUCACGCUUUUGGAGGAGACCCAGCUAAAGUCACUAUCUUCGGAGAGUCGGCUGGAGCAUUCUCGGUAGAUACACUACUCACGAGUUUCCCAAAAGGCUCGAAUCCACCAUUCCGCGGUGCAAUUCUUGAGAGCGGUCAGUAUAGCUACAGACCUACCCCGCCGACCAGCAGCGUGCCUGCAUGGUGUAAUCUUACCGCUGAGCUCGGCUGUCCCGGCAAUUUUGGAAGUAACUUGAGCUGUGUCAGAGCAGCAAGUGCGACUGAUAUCCAAAAGAUCAUCGAUGUCAACAGUCUUUUGUUCAACCCAAUUGCCGACAACAUCACCCUCGUCUCGAAUCCUGCUCAAAGACGUGUAUUGGGCGAGAUCGCCAACAUCCCAGUCAUGGGUGGCACGAAUGCACAGGAAGGACGUGUCUUCGUAUUCGGACAGAACAAUAUUACAGCCUUCCUCGAUACAUAUUUCGGCAGUUCACCAGCUCUUGUAUCUGCUAUUAAAGAAGCAUAUCCACUUGGCGUUGAUGGAUUGAAUACACCUUAUGAUGUGAUAUCGCAGAUCUUCACGGAAUGGUAUUUCCAAUGUUCCCAAGCUCUCUGGGCCAAUGCAUCUGCUGCAAGCGGCAUCCCUACCUGGCGAUACUACUUCAACGCCUCAUUCACAAACACGCAAUCGUAUCCAGGUCUAGGCGUCUUCCACUCUUCAGAACUUUCCAUCGUGUUCUCUACAUACCCCACUGUUAACGUCACAACUCAAGAAUAUGCUUUGAGUCGCUUCAUGCGUGGCGCCUGGGCUACCUUCGCGAAAAAUCCGGCCAAUGGACCUGGAUGGAAUGCUGUGGGCACUGGUACUGCAGGCGCUGUUCUUUCUACAGCAUCUGACGGUUUGCCUGGCGGGAUCUUGAUGGGUUUGAAUGGGACUGUACAGCAAGGAGAUUGGGAUCUCGCUGUCUUGGGUGAUGUUGGAGAUGUUCGAGGAAGUGGUGUCACCGUAUUGCCUCAAAGUGCUGUCGAUGGGAGGUGUGGUUUGUGGGUUCCUGUGUAUGAGGCCAUCUUGAAGGAAUCGUAG
This is a messenger RNA of Aureobasidium melanogenum CBS 110374, 1683 nucleotides long. RefSeq names its product alpha/beta-hydrolase. The record is from RefSeq and is a predicted model, not a curated record. Lineage: Eukaryota; Fungi; Ascomycota; Dothideomycetes; Dothideales; Saccotheciaceae. The transcript is spliced from 4 exons. Bases 1 to 1683 code for a protein of 560 amino acids.